Messenger RNA from Pisolithus orientalis, 897 nucleotides. RefSeq lists its product as uncharacterized. Bases 1 to 897 code for a protein of 298 amino acids. The record is from RefSeq and is a predicted model, not a curated record. NCBI's taxonomy places the organism in Eukaryota, Fungi, Basidiomycota, Agaricomycetes, Boletales, Pisolithaceae. The transcript is spliced from 3 exons.
AUGUCCUCUACUCAUCAAGUCUCUCCACACAAAUCUAAUGACCCAUCCAGCCUCCAAAGGGCCACCACACCUGAGCUCCAGAUUACCAGCAAUGAUGAGGAAGCCAACAUUCAGGCUAAGAUGGCCAAGUGCAAGCAGCACAAGGCUGUGAGGGAAGAGGCUGCCCAGCUGGAGGCAGAGAGGCUUGAGAGGGAGCAACUAGAGGCAGAGCAGCAUGAAAGGGAGUGGGUGGAGGCUGAAAAGUGGGAGCAGGAAUGGUUGGAGGCUGAGAGGAAAGAGCAGGAGCAGUUGGAGGCCAAACACUGGGAACAGGAGGCCCAGGUGCAACUGAAAACAGGGGAGCUGAAAGGUGAGGCAUGGGAGAAGGGUACUGGGUCAUGUAAACAGUGCAAAAAGGGUCAGGUGCCAUGCACCUUUAGUCACAUGCAACAGAGUAAGUGCAAGAAGAGGACAUGCAACCAGUGCACUGAGAUGAAGGUCAGGUGCAAGCUGCCUGAGGGGGUAGAGCCUGAGGCCAAGGAGGCUGGGGUGAAGUCUGGGUCUGGGAAGAAGCAAGCACCAGAGGAUGCUACAUUGCUGAGGGCUGGGGAGAAGAGAAAGGUCACUCAAACUGUGUCUGGGGUGCCUGCAGUGGUAGUCAAGGGGUUCAAACUGAUUGUGGCAGCCAUGGACCAGCAGACAGUGGAGAUGCAAGCCAGGAGAGAGACCCAGCACUGGUUCAACAGCUGGUUGGGUGACCUGUUGGAUUGCAAGGGAGUGGGGAUGGAGUUGGACAAGGGGAUCAUGCACUGGCCCAAAGACAUGUGCAUGAAGGGGUGGUGGUCCAGUUUGGAGAGUGGGGAAGAGCAAGAGCUCUGGAUGAGCAAGGGGGAAGUGUUCAAGGGGGACUCCAAGUGA